Messenger RNA from Helobdella robusta, 1119 nucleotides. RefSeq lists its product as hypothetical. The transcript has 7 exons. NCBI's taxonomy places the organism in Eukaryota, Metazoa, Annelida, Clitellata, Rhynchobdellida, Glossiphoniidae. Gene Ontology annotation, molecular function: UDP phosphatase activity; GDP phosphatase activity. Bases 1 to 1119 code for a protein of 372 amino acids. Gene Ontology annotation, cellular component: membrane. Gene Ontology annotation, biological process: nucleoside diphosphate catabolic process. The record is from RefSeq and is a predicted model, not a curated record.
AUGCAUAGCUUAUGGAAUAUAUGGUUCACUUUGAUAAUUUUAUCAUUAAGUGGCGCUGACAACUAUGAAUCGAGGACUCAGUUUAAAACAUUGACUGAUGACUGGUACACAGUGGUUGUCCUCGUUGAACCAUCAAGAUUAAACGUACGUGUAAUUCGUAGUAAAAGAUCUGCCUUCCAAGGUCCGGACUACAGAAUCGUGACGAAGUGGGAAACACCUGAUGACCCCUUUGAUGUUUUCAUUAGUCGCAAUAGGUCAAAAUUGGUUUUUGAUACUUUGUUUGAAAGAUCUAAACAAAAUAUACCUGAGGUGGUUUGGGAGUUCACUCGGAUGUAUUUUUUUAUAACGUCAACAAAUUUACUGCAUUUAAAAACAUUUGGAAUAUUGAAAAUGGAAAAGGAAUCAUUUCAAAUAGCAUUUGUCCCAGAAAAUGACGUACUGGAAGAUUUAUUUCCAGUGACAUUGAAUCAAAUUAGAUCUCCUUUGUACGCCCACAGUUACAUCAAUUUCAGUCCAUACGCACUAGAAGAUCAACUGUUAGAUAUCGUUGUAGGGCCUAAUCGUAAAAGCAAACUUGCACUAGAUUAUCCCUGUUCUAAUGCAGGUACAAAGUUGGUAGGAAGUGCAGACGUUGAAUUCUGCUUACAGUUGAUCAGUUCAUUAUUCCAUAAAACCUCAUACGACGAAUGUUUUGAUAAACCUUGCAGACUAGACAAAGUGUACCAACCAUCUGUACCUAAUAAACAACGGCUGUCAGCCUUUUCAGAAAACCAUGCCCCCUCGUUCAACAUUUCUGGUUACGCCACUGAAGCGUUUUACGCUUUGGGAAUUUUUAACCGUGUUUUCGAAUUUCUUGACAUGAAUCCUUCGAGGUCAAACUUGUCACAGAUGCUAAAUAAAAUGGUUCAAUAUUGUAAGAAGACCUCGUUACCGUUGGAAUUGAAUUACAAAUAUGGAAACAGGAAUGGCUGUUUUUUUGGCUUGUAUAUAUAUAAGCUGCUCCAAGAAGGUUUCGGAUUAAAUGAUGAGAAUAUAAUUCUCUUUGGAAAUGGGAUUGGGUUCUGGGUGGGGUUAUUUACGAUGAAGAACGAGUACAAAGCAGUUGUCCUUAUUCUAUGA